AUGGAAGCUGCGACAGUAAAGGAAUCGGAGCAAGAUGAUGGAUUCCCUCUGAUGUUCAAGCUGCAACCUGAUCGGUUCCUGAAGACUCAACUUCACUUCGAACUUCAAAUGAUCCUCGAAGACAACUUCAGACAAGAUUUCUACAAUAAAAUCAAGAAAGAUGACAAGAGUUUGGUGUUGAUCGUUUCCGUUGAUUCAGACGCGUUAUGUACCACGAUGAUCUUGACUCACUUGUUAAAAUGUGACGACAUUCCGUUCACAAUUCUGACAGUUGAAAAAUGGAGUGAGGUGGAAAAGAUCUUCGAAACGAAACGAGAGUUGAGAUGCAACUACAUUCUCAUCAACUGUGGAGCUACUCGUUCCUUGUCUCGCCUUCAAAUUUCUCCAGAUUCAACUGCUUAUGUCCUCGAUUCUCAUCGUCCCUUCCACAUUGAGAAUGUGUACGCGAAUGAAAAGGUUCAUUUACUUGUCAACAACAGUGAAAUGAGCGAGCUGCAACUACCGGACGUAGAGAAAGUUAUUCAAGAAGAUUCAGAUGAUGAUGAAGAUAACGAGGAAAAUCGUGGUUCAUAUGAACAACAAAUGGAGAAUAUUCGUCGAAAAGCAAUCAAAAGAGAAGAAAUGCAGGCAUGGGAACGACAAAGGCAACGGACUCUCUGGAAAUAUUAUGAGUCGACGUGGUUCAGCACACCCAGUUGUGUUACACUUCUGGAGUUAGCAGCUGAAAUGAACAGGGUUUCGGCGGAAAUUAUGUGGUAUACCGCUGUUGGGCUGAAUAGUGCCAUGGUUGACAAACUGAUUUCCAUCGAAAGGUACACGCAAAUUUGCGUAGAUCGAAUGCGUCCCUUUGUUCACAGAUUUCUGCCCAAAAAUAUUAUAAAUCAGGGAAAAGUCGAUGAUUUGUUGCAUAUCACUUUUGGUCGUGAGCUUCCGCUGGCUAUAUAUUCACACUGGGAUCUAUACAAUUCAAUGUGGCACAACGAGUAUUUUUCAAUUAAAACGAAAAACUGGACUCAAAAAGGCGACACUAAUAUCCGACACUUGCUGACCCAGCUCGGAGUUACUUUGCAUGAAACCACACAAAAAUUCGAGUCGCUGUCAACAGAACAACGGAUUCAUGUGGUAGAUCUCUUAGAAAAAGAGAUGGAUUCAGCAUUCGCAACUUUUUUUGCCACUCUCGGAUACUCUGGAAAGCUGAGCGCAUGUGAUGUUGCCAGAGCUGUCACUGUAAGGCUAGAAAUGCCACGAAGUGAAACGUUGAUGGAUCGUUACCGAGCUGGACAAGCUAUAUUGCGAUCAUCUAUAACCGGUGAACGACAAGAGCGUACGAAUCUAACUCACACGAUUUCAUCUAAUUGCCAACGAACUCUUCAAGUAUCUUGGAAAUCAGUUUCUGCAGCUAUCAAUAUGUCUGAAAUUAUCGCAAAUGGACCAUAUUACCUUUUCUCAUGUACUACUUCAAUCGAUGAAGAUAUGAUCGACUCUCGACAUUUCCUCUACAAUACGACAGGAUUCAUGCUGCGAGCAUUUGCUUCUAUGAGGAAAGGAAGAACAUCAAAGCCCCUCAUUGCAAUGUUCCCUUUGACUGGAGAAAGUGCUGGAUGGCUGGUCGUCACUGGAGUCAUGCCAAUUGCCACAAUUUAUGAAGAUUCUCUCCUUAAAACGUGUAUUGGCCGUGCAUUCGAAAGAGUAAAGAAAACUAAUUCUUCUAUUCGUAUAAUUGAUGACUCUUUCAACCCGGACAUUAUACGGCUCAAAUCAGAAGACCGAACUCGUUUCAUCGAUCUUCUUCGUCAUGCUUUCGAGGGAGACUAA
This is a messenger RNA of Caenorhabditis remanei, 1815 nucleotides long. RefSeq lists its product as uncharacterized. Gene Ontology annotation, biological process: mitotic DNA replication preinitiation complex assembly; DNA replication initiation; double-strand break repair via break-induced replication. Gene Ontology annotation, cellular component: DNA replication preinitiation complex. The transcript has 10 exons. NCBI's taxonomy places the organism in Eukaryota, Metazoa, Nematoda, Chromadorea, Rhabditida, Rhabditidae. The record is from RefSeq and is a predicted model, not a curated record. Gene Ontology annotation, molecular function: chromatin binding; single-stranded DNA binding; DNA replication origin binding. Bases 1 to 1815 code for a protein of 604 amino acids.